Messenger RNA from Diceros bicornis minor, 1457 nucleotides. It is a transcript of the gene SERPINC1, whose product is annotated as serpin family C member 1. The coding region runs from base 1 to 1398 and encodes 465 amino acids. Gene Ontology annotation, biological process: regulation of blood coagulation. The record is from RefSeq and is a predicted model, not a curated record. Gene Ontology annotation, molecular function: serine-type endopeptidase inhibitor activity. Lineage: Eukaryota; Metazoa; Chordata; Mammalia; Perissodactyla; Rhinocerotidae. The transcript has 7 exons.
AUGUUUUCCAAUGGAAUAGAAACUGUAGCUGCUGGAAAAAGGAGGGUGUGUUUUCUCUCCUUGCUGCUCUUCGGCCUCUGGGGCUGUGUGACCUGUCACUGGAGCCCAGUGGAGGACAUCUGCACAGCCAAGCCUCGGGACAUUCCUGUGAAUCCAAGGUGCAUUUACCGGUCUCCAGAGAAGAAGGCAACUGAGGAUGGGGGCUCCGAGCAGAAGAUCCCUGAGGCCACCAACCGGCGGGUCUGGGAACUGUCCAAGGCCAAUUCCCACUUUGCCACCGCCUUCUAUCAGCACCUGGCAGACUCCAAGAAUGACAAUGACAACAUUUUCCUGUCGCCCCUGAGUAUCUCCACAGCUUUUGCUAUGACCAAGCUGGGUGCCUGUGACAACACCCUCAAGCAGCUGAUGGAGGUUUUUAAGUUUGAUACCAUCUCUGAGAAAACAUCUGAUCAGAUCCACUUUUUCUUUGCCAAAUUGAACUGCCGACUCUAUCGAAAAGCCAAUAAAUCCUCUGAGUUGAUAUCAGCCAACCGCCUUUUUGGAGACAAAUCCCUUACCUUCAACGAGACGUACCAGGACAUCAGCGAGGUGGUAUAUGGAGCGAAGCUCCAGCCCCUGGACUUCAAGGAAAAUGCAGAGCAGUCCAGAGUGACCAUCAACCAGUGGGUAUCCAAUAAGACUGAAGGGCGUAUCACUGACGUCAUUCCCGAGAAAGCCAUCAACGAGCUUACUGUCCUGGUGCUGGUUAACACCAUUUACUUCAAGGGCCUGUGGAAGUCAAAAUUCAGCCCUGAGAACACAAGGAAGGAACAUUUCUACAAGGCUGAUGGGGAGUCAUGUCCAGCAUCCAUGAUGUACCAGGAAGGCAAGUUCCGCUAUCGGCGUGUGGCAGAAGGCACCCAGGUGCUUGAGCUGCCGUUCAAGGGUGAGGACAUCACCAUGGUGCUCAUCCUGCCCAAGCCUGAGAAGAGCCUGGCCAAGGUGGAGCAGGAACUCACCCCAGAAGCGCUGCAGGAGUGGCUGGAUGAGCUGGCAGAGACGCUGCUGGUGGUCCACGUGCCCCGCUUCCGCAUUGAGGACAGCUUCAGCGUGAAGGAGCAUCUGCAAGACAUGGGUCUCGUGGACCUGUUCAACCCUGAAAAGUCCAAGCUCCCAGGUAUUGUUGCAGAAGGCCGGAGCGACCUCUAUGUCUCAGAUGCAUUCCAUAAGGCAUUUCUCGAGGUAAAUGAGGAAGGCAGUGAAGCAGCAGCAAGUACCGCCAUCCUGAUCGCUGGCCGUUCGCUGAACCCCAACAGGGUGACCUUCAAGGCCAACAGGCCUUUCCUGGUUCUUAUAAGGGAAGUUGCUCUGAACACUAUUAUCUUCAUGGGCAGAGUAGCCAACCCUUGCAUUAACUAAAGUGUUCUUAUCCUUUGCACCUCUUCCUACUUUGGUUUGUGAAUAGAAGUAAAAAUAAA